AGGACAUGACGUGCCCAGUGAACACAGUCCAGUGCGACUCUGGAUAUUGUAUCCAGCAGCGCAUGGUGUGUGAUGGGAAGAACGACUGUAUACAUGGGGAGGAUGAGCUUAACUGUGAUACGUACAUCUGUCCUGGAGCCCAUCGUUGUCGAGGGGAGACCAACUGUGUUCCUAAGGACCAGUUGUGUGACGGUGUGCCACACUGUGCACAGGGAGACGACGAAAGCUAUUGUACGGCCACGUGCCCAGAAGGCUGUGAGUGUUACGGACUGGUGUUCUUCUGUAGGGACAUGGAGUUCUACCUCAUGCUGGUGGACCUUCCUUGGUACCUCAGGAAAAUUGAUCUCAGCAAUUCCUUCUUUGCUGAGCUAGCGGAGAUGCGGGGUUCCAACUGGACUGAUGUGACCUUCCAACGGUUCAGUUACAUGGCUGAACUUGUUCUGAAGAACGUUGGACUGUGGACUCUGACAAACGAGAUAUUCCUAAAUCUGAAGAACCUGCUUGUGCUGGAUCUGAGCUACAAUAUGCUCACUGCUGUUGUGAAUGAACCAUUCGCAGACCUUCAAAGGCUUAGGACCCUAAACCUACGUGGAAACAGAAUCAAGAAUAUAGAAUCUGGAGUCUUCGCACCACUGAGAGAUCUGAAUGAACUGCAUAUACAAGAGAACCUGUUGCAAGUGUACAAACUGGACCUAUUCAGUGGCCUAACAACUGUCACUGAGCUGCAUACAGACAGUUACCAGCUCAUCUGCAUCGCUCAACAAGAGGCUGGUCUGAAGCUGAGGACGUUCACCCCACCAAAGGAUGCCAUCGCCUCAUGUGAUAACCUCAUUGAAAACAGAGAGCUGCGGAUUGUCCUGUGGGUACUGGGCUGGUUUGCCUUCCUCGGGAACAUCCUGUUCAUCGUGCGACGUCUGGUCAAACAGAAAGGCGCCCUGAAAAAAAUCAAGAUCCUGGACUUCACUUUCCUGAACCUUCACAUAGCUGAUGCAAUCAUGGGCGUGUAUUGCAUCAUCAUUGCCUCUGCGGACGAGCACUACCGCGGACGCUACAUCGAAAACGCAGAGGCAUGGAAGCAAGGAGGGCUCUGCCAGUUUACAGGGUUCUUGUUCACCCUUGCUGCAGAGAUCCCCUUCGUUGCCCUCCCCGUAGCUGUAUUUGAGGAGUGCAUUUAUGCCUUCUAUGAUCUGCAGUUUAGGAAGAAGUAUGGGGAGAAAGAGAGGCCUGCGUUGCCUCAAUGGAUAACGCUAAAGAUGACGGCUGUCAUCUUGGGCGUCUCCUGGCUUGCCCUGGCCUUUUUGGCUCUUAUUCCCAUGUUUGGGAUUCCUUACUUUGGGAACAAGUUCUAUGCUAAGAGCACAGUGUGCCUCCCAAUGUAUAUUGCUGGGGACUUGCCCGUUGGGUUUGAGUAUUCUGCCUUUCUCUUCAUCAUCUUUAACUUCUGUGCCUCCGUGAUGCUGAUUGUGUACUACAUUUUCAUGUUUGUGGUGGAUACCCAGAGGGAGGUGGAGUAUGAUGAUGAAGGGGAGGCCAUUGAGGAGAUGGCUUUCAGUCAUCGUCUCUUUGCGGUGUCGUUCACUAACCUUUCCUGUUGGCUGCCCGUUGUGCUGUUUGGGAUGGCCGGAUGGGACGGUAGCCCCGUGUCCGUAGACCUGACGCCGUGGGCGGCGCUCAUCAUGAUCCCCAUCAACGCUGCAGUCAAUCCGCUCAUCUACAUGAUCUUCCCUGACAAGAAGAGGGAUCUAGGAGGACCUGCGGCUGAUAAAGGGAAAGGGGGGAAGCCAGGGGCAAAGCCAGGCCAAGCCAAGCCCGGCCAAGGAGGGGCCAAGCCAGGCCAGGGGGCGGCCAAAGCGGUCCAGGGGAAGGCCGGACAGGCUUGGACCAAGGCGAUCCAGGCAGGGGCCAAGCCGGGCCAGGAAGGGGCCAAAGUGGGCCGGGGUGAGGGGAAAGCCGGGCAGGCUUGGACCAAGGCCAUCGAGGCAGGGGCCAAGGUCAAAGACGCUGGGAGCGCAGCUAAACCCAAAGGAGCUCAGGCUGAGGGUAAGGGUAAAGACGCAGGUGGGGCUAAGGCAGAUGGUAGUGGCACAGGUGCACAAGGUGCCGCCAAGUCUGCUGCAAAGGGCCAGACUGGCGGCCAAGCUGGCGCCAAGAAUGUGGCCAAGGAAGGAGGUGGAGCUUCUCAAGACGUUGCUAAGGUUACCAGUGACAAUGCCCAAGGUCAAAGUGCGGAUGGAAAGAAUGAUGAUGUAGUUCCGUCCAACGGGGGUGGAGACGAAGCCGAAUACGUAAAUUUUGGCGGCAAGUCGCUCACUGCCGAAGCAGAAGUGCAUCGCAGUGAAGACAAGGAAGACACGAUCAUUGAUGACAGUGGAGUGAGCGGGUCUAAGGAUAAGGAUGACAGUGUCAGCGUUGACAGUGGGGUCAGUGGGUCUAAGAGCUCGGGGAGUCACGAAGAUGAUGGGAGUCCUCAAGAGGAGAAACCAGCAAGCGCUAAAGUAGAUGGGGCCAAAGCAGGUCAGCCACAAGAUGUGGAUAAAGUCACCCGUGAUGCCGCAGCUGUUGAUGGCAAAGGGGGUGCUAAGAAUGGUGCAGACACUGGUAAAGGACCACAAGAAGAGGCCAAAGCAGAACCUGCAAAGGAUGUGGAUAAAGUUGUUUAAGGCCAGAAGGCUUGCAAAGGCGGUGCCAACGAUGGAGUAAAAGAUUGAGGGUUAAAAGACUGUGUUUGGAUAGGAGGCGACAGUGCAAACAACACAUAUAGACAAGGAGGACAAAGUACAUGUACAGACACGGCGGACGAAGUAGAUAGUGGCAUCGAGGCUACUUCAGGGGGAGACAAGCUGGGUGAUGGCAAGAAAUGAAGAGAAAAAGGGUACUGGAGAACAAGAACAAGUCGCUAAUAAGGCUACAUACACAGUCUCACUUAUUAUCUUAC
This is a messenger RNA of Branchiostoma floridae (Florida lancelet), 2935 nucleotides long. RefSeq names its product G-protein coupled receptor GRL101-like. Gene Ontology annotation, biological process: G protein-coupled receptor signaling pathway. Bases 6 to 2660 code for a protein of 884 amino acids. The transcript is spliced from 10 exons. Lineage: Eukaryota; Metazoa; Chordata; Leptocardii; Amphioxiformes; Branchiostomatidae. The record is from RefSeq and is a predicted model, not a curated record. Gene Ontology annotation, molecular function: protein binding; G protein-coupled receptor activity. Gene Ontology annotation, cellular component: membrane.